Onychomys torridus (southern grasshopper mouse) is the source of this 1083-nucleotide messenger RNA. RefSeq names its product signal peptide peptidase like 2B (gene Sppl2b). Bases 90 to 476 code for a protein of 128 amino acids. The transcript is spliced from 2 exons. The record is from RefSeq and is a predicted model, not a curated record. NCBI's taxonomy places the organism in Eukaryota, Metazoa, Chordata, Mammalia, Rodentia, Cricetidae.
GCACGCGCAGGCUCGGCGCCUGCGCGUCGCGGGUCCCGAAGGCGUUGCCGGGAAACCUUCCGCCUGGAGCUGCGGUGGUUCCGGCUGAGAUGGCGGCGGCGCGGCUGGCCGCGGCCCUGCUGCUGCUCACGGCCCAGGUGGCCUGUGAGUUCGGCGUGUUGCGAGUGGUCUCCCAGAGCAGCAGUACCCGGGGCAGGGACUAUUGCAUCCUCUACAACCCACAGUGGGCCCACCUGCCGCACGACCUCAGCAAGGUGGUGAGUUGCCCCCUAGAGGCCACACUAGAGGCCACGUGUGCCUGUGGUCUGCUGCUGACACCCAUUCUGCAGCCAGGUUCCUGCCACUCACCUGGGAGUCCUUGGUGGACACCAUCCCUCUGGGCCUGGGUUUUCAUGCUCAGGAGUAAAAAAACUAAGGGCUGUGGGGAGGAAGGCCUGCUGGGGAGCCUGGUCAGACAGGGCUUGUUAGGUAGCUAACUGUCCAUAUCACCCCUCAGAGCCAUCCAUGUCUGCUUAUGCCCCCAUGCUGUUCCCAGAGAGGCGCCUGUCCUGAGUGGACCCCUCCACCCCUUCCCAUCUAUACUUAAGGGUGUGUGCGUGAGCCUCUGUAUACUUGGGGUGUGGGUGUGGGUGUGAAUGCACAUGUGGACUGCGUGUGAAUGGCCCCAGCCUCUAGAUCCAAAGUCUCAAGGUAUUUCAGCCUGCUCACAGUGGGCCAGCAUGCUCACAGUGGGCCAGCAUGCUCACAGUGGGCCAGCAUGCCAUUUUAGCCUUGAGUGAUGCUCAUGCCACUGUGACCGGGACUGAGGCUGGACACUUACUAGGCUUUGGAGGAUAUGCCAGUGUGUGUGGGUGAGGGCUUUGUGAGUCCUAGGUGCACUGGUUCCUAGCUUUGCAUGUUGUGGACAUGUGCGUCUCCUCACUCAGAGCAGCCUUAGCUGGGAGGACAGGCCUGGCUGGCCUGGUGUGGAUGCCUGUAGGGAUAGCUGGUGUGUGCUACUCCCUUUCUUUCUGUGGGAGGCGGUGGCCCUGAUGCCAUCCCCCUUGGUGGCCCUGAUGCCACCCCCCUCUGCGGCCCUGAUGC